Messenger RNA from Vigna unguiculata (cowpea), 1397 nucleotides. Its product is annotated as NAD(P)-binding Rossmann-fold superfamily protein. NCBI's taxonomy places the organism in Eukaryota, Viridiplantae, Streptophyta, Magnoliopsida, Fabales, Fabaceae. The record is from RefSeq and is a predicted model, not a curated record.
UCACAUUUUUUUACAUAACGCAGAGAAAGUUAAGGAUUGCAGGUGUGAUUUGCAAAAAUAUGAAGAGUUAAUUGUAAUUACUUUUAAGUUUUUGAGUAUGUGUAAGUUUUAUACAGAAAUCGGAACUCAACGUGAUUUGCGUUUUUGACUUGUUUGGUGUGCGAAAGUAAAAAUGUGGUUUCUCGGUUGGAAAGGGGCGUCGGGGUUCUCAGCCACUUCCACAGCCGAACAAGUCACUCAAGGGAUUGAUGGAACCGCUCUCACCGCCAUUGUCACAGGAGCAUCAAGUGGUCUUGGCCUGGAGACCACCCGGGUUCUUGCAUCCCGCGGUGUUCAUGUUGUCAUGGCAGUAAGGAAUGUGGACAGUGGUAAUAAUGUCAAAGAAACUGUUCUUGAGGAAACUCCCUCGGCUAAAAUCGAUGUUAUGGAGUUAGAUCUAAGCUCUUUGGCAUCGGUGAGGAAAUUUGCAGCAGAUUUUAAGUCAUCUGGUCUUUCACUCAAUAUUCUAAUUAACAAUGCAGGGGUGAUGGCAACUCCAUUCAUGCUUUCCCAAGACAAUAUUGAAUUGCAGUUUGCGACCAAUCAUUUAGGUCAUUUUCUCUUGACAAACCUUUUAUUAGAAACAAUGAAAAAAACAGUACGAGAAUGCAAACAGGAAGGAAGGAUAGUUAUUCUAUCAUCAGAGGCACACAGAUUUGCAUACCGUGAAGGAAUUUUGUUUGAUAUGAUCAAUGAUGAAUCAGGGUACAACAGUUAUUUCGCUUAUGGACAAUCAAAACUUGCUAACAUUCUGCAUGCAAAGGAGCUUGCAAGGCGCUUGAAGGAAGAAGGAGUGGAAAUAACUGUCAACUCCCUUCAUCCUGGAUCAAUUGUUACAAAUAUUCUGCGAUACCAUGGCUAUGUUAAUGUCCUUGCUAAUAUGGUGGGCAAGUACUUCCUUAAAAAUGUUGAACAGGGAGCUGCAACUCAGUGUUACGUGGCAUUGCAUCCACAAGUGAAGGGAGUAUCUGGUGAAUACUUUAUGGAUUGCAAUAAGGGCGACCCAACCUCUCUGGCUAAAGAUUCAGAGCUGGCAAAAAAACUAUGGGAAUUCAGCUCAAGUCUGACUAAUGCAAAGUAGCUUAAGCUUUGUUUGACUGGACUGAAUUAGAGGAAGCUUCGUUCAAAAUGAAAUUUCAGAGAAUAAGAAAUUUUGUAGUGGCGUAAGCUUAAUCUUGAAGGUUUUAGUUUUAAGUAAAUUACAUCUCAGACUUCCUAAAAAUCAAGCAGUGUACAUACUAUAUCAAACUUGACCAGUUGAAGUACUUCGUUACAUUCAUAUCAAAAUCGGUACUCGGAAGUAUAUGUACUUGGGAUUUAGGAAAUUCUAUCAAUGCAAUCGCUAUAGUAUUACCACA